CACCCUGAAUAGCAGCAUAUCACACACACAUAUACCCACAAUGGCUUCCAACGGCGAGGGCGGUGCUGGUGAGAAGAUCAACACCGACAUCAUCACUCUCACACGAUUCCUUACCGAGGAACAAACAAAGGUCAAGGAAGCGACCGGAGACUUCACAUUGCUAUGCCACGCUCUCCAAUUCGCCUUUAAGAGUAUUUCCUACUACAUCCGGAGAGCGACAUUGAUCAACCUCACGGGUCUCCAAGGCACAUCCAACACGACGGGCGACGACCAGAAGAAGCUCGACGUAAUUGGCGAUGAGCUCUUCAUCAGCGCCAUGCGGUCGUCUGGUCGCGUGCGCCUCCUCAUUUCCGAAGAGCAAGAAGAAGCCAUCGUUUUCCACGAGCACCCCAACGCCCGCUACGCCGUCGCCUGCGAUCCCAUUGACGGAUCGUCCAACCUCGACGCCGGAGUGUCGGUCGGCACCAUUUUCGCCGUUUACAAGCUACCCGAGGACUCCAAGGGCACAAAGGAGGAGCUUCUGCUCCCGGGCACCGAGAUGGUGGCCUCGGGCUUCACCAUGUACGGCGCGUCUGCCCAAUUGGUCAUCACCAUGAAGGGCGGCAACGUCAACGGCUUCACGCUCGACAACGCCUUUGGCGAGUUCAUCCUCACACACCCCAACAUGCGCGUCCCCAAAUCAAGGUCAAUCUACUCGGUCAACGAGGGAAACAGCUUGUACUGGGAGCAGCCCGUCAAGGACUGGUGCGAGAGCUUGAAGAACCCCGCUGAGGGCGGAAAGCCCUACAGCGCACGAUACAUUGGCUCCAUGGUCGCAGACGCUUACCGAACACUGCUGUACGGAGGCAUCUUUGCUUACCCCGCUGACAAGAAGUCUCCCAAGGGCAAACUUCGUAUUCUGUACGAGUGUGCUCCAAUGGCCAUGGUUUUUGAGAAUGCUGGCGGUAUGGCUGUAAACAGCAAGAUGCAGCGUAUGCUCGAAGUGGUGCCCGAGCACAUUCACGACCGAUCGGGUAUCUUCCUGGGCUCGGAAGGCGAGGUGCAAAAGGUCAUUGAUGCACACAAGAAGUACCAACAGUAGGCGAGUGAGUGCUACCAAUGUUCAAAAGUAAGUCUUGGAUUGUAAUGCAGACGGCUAUGCGAAAGCUUAGGAUUGUACUUGUGCAAUGUAACAACGUACGUAGCAGUAAUUCUAUGAUUGUUCGAUGCCC
Molecule: messenger RNA, 1211 nt
Organism: Exserohilum turcica Et28A
Lineage: Eukaryota; Fungi; Ascomycota; Dothideomycetes; Pleosporales; Pleosporaceae
Exons: 4
Coding region: 41-1081 (346 amino acids)
Biological process (GO): gluconeogenesis; fructose metabolic process; fructose 1,6-bisphosphate metabolic process
Cellular component (GO): cytoplasm; cytosol
Molecular function (GO): fructose 1,6-bisphosphate 1-phosphatase activity
Source: RefSeq, a predicted model, not a curated record